This is a messenger RNA of Pollicipes pollicipes, 2957 nucleotides long. RefSeq names its product extended synaptotagmin-2-like. Gene Ontology annotation, cellular component: endoplasmic reticulum membrane. The record is from RefSeq and is a predicted model, not a curated record. Gene Ontology annotation, molecular function: phosphatidylcholine binding; calcium-dependent phospholipid binding; phosphatidylinositol binding. Gene Ontology annotation, biological process: lipid transport. NCBI's taxonomy places the organism in Eukaryota, Metazoa, Arthropoda, Thecostraca, Pollicipedomorpha, Pollicipedidae.
AGCAGGCGAGUAUGAGUGAGGGCGGCAGCGGCGGCGCCUCGGCGCUCGGCAUCAUCUUCCUACGCCGCACGGCCGCCAUCCUCGGCAUCUAUGCUAUCGGCUACCUGGAGCUGUCGCCUGCCUGGCUGCUGGGUGGCAUCAUCCUGUCGGUGAUGCGCGAAAAGUGGCGCCGCGAGAAGCGCAACAAGCGUGCGCUGGCGCGCGCCAUCGCGCUGAACAGCGAGCAGGUGACGCUGGCCAAGCUGCAGGACCUGCCCUCCUGGGUACAUUUCCCGGACGUUGAAAGAGCAGAAUGGCUGAACAAGAUGCUGAAGCAGAUGUGGCCGUACGUUGGUGACUACGUGAAGAACCUACUGAAGACUCAGUUCGAGCAUAGUUUGGCCACUACCAUGUCCGGCUACAAACUUAACAACUUCAAGUUUGAGAAAAUAUAUCUGGGCGAUAUCGCUCCGCGGGUGGGCGGCGUCAAGGUUUAUUCGGACAACGUGCAGCGCUCCGAGAUCAUCAUGGACGUCGAGAUCUUCUACGCCGGCGACUCCCGCAUCGAGUGCAGCUUCAGCAGAAUGUCAGCUGGAAUCAAGGACUUCCAGCUGCACGGUGUGAUGCGGAUCGUCUACAAACCGCUCAUCAGCACCAUCCCCAUCAUUGGCGGCAUGCAGGUAUUCUUCCUCAACAACCCGGACAUCGAGUUCAACACUGGCGUGGCGGACGUGCUGGAUAUGCCCGGCCUCAGCGGCAUUCUGCGAAACGUCAUCGUCGACACCAUCGCCGCCAUGAUGGUGUUGCCGAACAAGUGGCCCAUCGUCCUCUCCAGCGAGGUGCCCACCAAGAUGGUGACGGCCUCCCAGCCCAAGGGCGUGCUGCGCCUGCGCCUGAUCGAGGGCCGUGACCUGAUGAAGAAGGACCGCAACAUCUUCGGCCAGGGCAAGUCGGACCCGUACGCCAUCAUCUACAUCGGCGCCAAGCAGUUCAAAACCAAGUACAUCCAGGACACUGUUGACCCCGUCUGGAACUACGUGUGUGAGUUUGACUUGAUCGAGUCGGUGGGCCCGCGCCUCUGGGUGGAGCUGUGCGACUCGGACGACCCGGGCAACAAAGAUGAUAACCUGGGCAGGUGCGGUCUGGACGUGGCCGACAUCGCCAAGGCCGGAUCGCAGGACGUGUGGGUGCCGCUGGAGCAGGCGCGCACCGGCCGGAUCCACAUGAAGCUGGACUGGCUGGGUCUCUCCACUAACGCGGCCGACAUCAAGAAGCAACUGAAUGAAAUCGAGGACCUGUCGGCGUUCGACCACUCGGGCCUGCACUCGGCCGUGCUGACCGUGUUCGUCGACUCGGCAAAACAGCUUCCGAUGGCGUCGCGGACGGUGGAGCCCAAUCCGCUGGUGCGGCUGGCGGUGGGCAACCAGAAGGAGGUGACUUCGUGCAAGUACCGCACCCUGGACCCUGUCUGGGAGGAGGGCUUCAGCUUCCUCGUCAAGAACCCGCUGACGCAGACCAUGACGCUGGAGGUGGAGGACCAGAGCUCGGGCAAGUCGCUGGGCAUGCUGCAGCUGGAGGUUAAGGACCUGCUCCGCCAGCCGGAGCUGGAGGUCAGCGAGCACCCCUACAAACUGCACGAGUCGGGCCGGCACUCCAUGGUCGUGCUCUCCAUUCAGCUGCGGGUUCUGACGCACGACAAGGUGGCGGCCCAGGACGACGAGGCCCGCAUUCCUUCUGCCAUGCCGCAGCGGCCGGUGGCGCCCGAGCCGCCCCGACAGCCCUCAAAGCCGACGGAGGCCACGACUGAGCCGAGCCCGCCGGCGGCACCAGGGGAGAAGCCGGCUGCGACGCCGCCAACUCAGCCGGCCUCCCCGCCGCCGGCCUCCCCACCGCCGCCCUCUCCGCCGCCGGCAUCUCCACCGCAGCCCAAGGCGGACGAGCCGGUGCGUCCGCCCAGCCCGGUCCGGCCAGCGCCCGCCGCCCGCAAGGAGUCGAGGCCGGAGCCGGUGCCGGCGCAGACACGGGAGGCCGUCGAGACGCUCAUCCAGGACCUGUCAGCGGACACGGCGCAGGCAGAGUCCGGACUCCGACAGCGCAAGCCGGAGAACCCGGCCGGCGCCCAUCGUCUGGGCCGGAUCCAGCUGACGCUGCGCUUCAGUGACACCCGCUCGGCGCUGGUGGUCGUCGUCCACAAAAUAUCGAGCCUGCCCAUGCAGGGAGACGACAUUCCCGAUCCGUACGUCAAGACGUACCUGCUACCUGACCGCUCCGAGGACAACAAGCGUAAAACACAGAGCUUCAAAGACAACCGCGACCCGGUGUACGACGAGGCGCUGGAGUAUCGCGGCCAGCUGAAUGAGAUCCGGGUGCGCACAUUGGAGGUUCAGGUGGUCAGUAAGAAGACCUUCGCUCGCAACCCCAUCCUUGGCAUGAAACACAUCGACCUGAGCGAUCUGGACCUGGUGGCCGGCUCCACCCAGUGGUUCGACCUGGAGCCGGAAGAGCACUUCGACUCGCCGCGGCGCAGCCUGUUGCAUGUGCUGACCACGCCCAUCUUGCGGCGACGGAGCGGCGUCGCGGCGUCCGCCGGGCCGGCCAAGCGGAACGGGCGCGGCGGCACGCUGCCGCGCGCCCGCCACUGACGGGAACGGCGCGCCGUCCGCCGCCGCCUGGCGGCGCCGCGGACCCAAGGCUGCUGCCUCGCAUCGCUUGGACGCCAGCCGGUAGGUGGGCGUCUCGCUGAAGUUCCUCUGCUGCCUGCGCCUCCGCUGCUGCGCAAACGGCUGUUACACGAGUGCCUGAGUGCCUUGCGCGUCCGCCGCCGUCGCCGCCGCACGGUGAGGGCCUAGGCGUGUCUUCUUGUUGUACUGUCACCCCUGCUGUCUCCAGCAGAGGCGGCGGCUGCCGCGACAUGGUGGACGAGCGUGGGCGCGCGUCCGAUCUGUACGGGUGAAACGUCUGGUCUUGCUGCUUGUCGG